This is a messenger RNA of Malassezia japonica, 333 nucleotides long. RefSeq names its product Long chronological lifespan protein 2 (gene LCL2). The coding region runs from base 1 to 333 and encodes 110 amino acids. The transcript is spliced from 2 exons. The record is from RefSeq and is a predicted model, not a curated record. NCBI's taxonomy places the organism in Eukaryota, Fungi, Basidiomycota, Malasseziomycetes, Malasseziales, Malasseziaceae.
AUGUGGAUCGCUCGGGCGGCGGUGAUGGCGGGUGCGCUGAGCGCGCUCCCCGUCUCGGCGCAGUUCUUCCAGCAGAUGUUUACCCAAGGCAACGCCUUCCAGAGUCACGAGCAAGAGGCGCAUAGCGUCGGCGAUGCGUCCUGGUUCCACGAGCGGGUGCGACAAGCGCGGUGUACCGAGCACCUCUGCAGCGACACGCUCGCGUGCGUUUCCGAGCCGAACGAGUGCCCGUGUCCCUUUGCGGAGCAGACACGGUGCGUCCUCGGCGACGGCUACGUCUGCACACAGACCGCGGACUGUGCAGUGGUCGAGAAUUUGUACCGGCACCCCUAG